Pseudogymnoascus destructans is the source of this 3572-nucleotide messenger RNA. RefSeq lists its product as uncharacterized. Gene Ontology annotation, biological process: DNA repair; proteasome-mediated ubiquitin-dependent protein catabolic process. The transcript is spliced from 3 exons. The record is from RefSeq and is a predicted model, not a curated record. Lineage: Eukaryota; Fungi; Ascomycota; Leotiomycetes; Thelebolales; Thelebolaceae. Gene Ontology annotation, molecular function: nucleic acid binding; protein binding. Gene Ontology annotation, cellular component: nucleus; site of double-strand break. Bases 1 to 3417 code for a protein of 1138 amino acids.
AUGUCCUACGUAGUCCCCAUCCACCGCCCCAGCAGCGUCCGCCACGCCCUCUCCCUCAACCUCCUCGACCCCGAUUCCACAUGCCUCGUCGUCGCCAAAUCCAACCGCCUCGAAAUAUGGACUUCGACGCCCACCGGCCUCCAGCUUGCCCACACCCGCACCCUCCAUGCGCGGAUCACAAUGCUCGCGGCCAUCCGGCCCCCCACCUCCUGCACCGCACACCUCUUCGUCGGCACUACGCGGGCACACUACUUUACUCUUGCCUGGGACGCGGCGACGCGGCGGUUGGAGACGGUCCAUGCCUUCGUCGACGCGAGCGAGAAACAUAUGCGCGACGCUGCCGGAGGGGAGAGGUGCGCUGUCGAUCCAUCCGGGCGGCAGCUGUGUUUAAGUCUAUUUGAGGGCGUAUUGAGUUUUGUCAAGGUUAUGAAGCCGAGAAAGGUUGCGGCUGCUGGGAGCUACCUCGAUGACCCGGAGCAGAUACGGAUUACGGAGCUGUUUGUGCGCGCGACGGUGUUUUUGCAUACGGAGUCGACGAGUCCGAAGGUGGCGCUGCUGUAUCAGGAUGGGAGAGAUAGGGUGGGGUUGGCGACAUAUAGGGUUACGGAUGGGAGGGGUCAAUAUGGGGGGUUUGAUCCGAGGAAGGCGAGGGAAGACGAGUUGGGGGUGGAGGUUGGGGCGAGCCAUCUGAUCCCGGUGCCGAAGGGGGAGGGGGUUCAGAGGAGAUAUGUGGUGAGGAAUAAUGCGAGUUUAAAGGCGCAGUUGGGAGGUGUGAUUGUGGUUGGUGAGACGAGGAUGCUUUAUCUGGAUGAUGAGAGCAAGGCGACCGUGGAGCAUGUGCUCGAUGAGGCGAGUAUCUUUGUGGCGUGGACGGCGUACGAUGGGCUGAGGUAUCUGUUGGGUGAUGAGUAUGGGUGGUUGCAUCUGCUGACGCUGGUUGUCGAUGCGGAAGUCGUGACGGGGAUGACGAUCAAGAAGUUUGUGCGGAUCUCUCGGCCGUCGACUAUGGUCUGUCUAGAGGAUGACCUGCUGUUUAUCGGGUCGCAUGAUGGAGACUCGCAGGUCUUGAAGUUGGACUUGGACGCCAAGGUCGCCGAGGUGGUUCAGACUCUGGAUAAUAUCGCACCAAUCGUUGAUUUCACGGUGAUGGAUAUGGGGAGCAGAUCGGAAGAGGCGCGGGCAAAUGAGUUCUCGUCGGGACAGGCCCGCAUUGUUACUGGGAGCGGUGCGUUUCAAGAAGGGAGCUUGAGGAGUGUCCGGAGUGGAGUUGGGUUGGAAGACAUUGGUCAGUUGGGAGAAAUGGACAAUAUCAAGGGGCUAUAUACCCUUCAAACAAACAACUCGGAGUUUCACGAUACGCUGGUGAUAUCGUUCUCGACAGAGACACGAGUGUUCCGAUUUGAUAGCGAAGGGGAAGUUGAAGAGGUGGAGGAGUUCUUGGGUCUCUCCUUCGAAGAACAUACGCUUUUAGCUGCAAAUGUGUCAAACGGCAGGAUAUUACAGAUUACGCCUUCAAAAGCGUUGCUAAUAGACUCGGAGUCCGGUGUAGCUGUCGCAUCAUGGCAGCCAGCGCCAGGAGAGAUUAUCACUGCGGCAUCAACAAACGAGGACUACGCUCUAUUAUCUGCGGAUGGAAAAUCGCUCAUCUCUCUGAAUCUUGAUAACGACUUGUCAGAAAUUGCGCGACAGGACUUUGGGGACACUGAUCAGGUUGCCUGUGUAGAUGUCCCUAAUACUGAAACACCAAUUGGACUUGUGGGACUCUGGCAGUCUGGAUCGGUGUCUAUUAUAGACCUGAGGACACUGCACCCCAUACAAGGUGAUACCCUUCGCAAUGACGACACUGCCGCUGUACCGCGAAGUAUGGUGCUCGCACAGAUUCUCCCAAAGACUUUCGGGCCGACGCUCCUCGUUGCCAUGUCUGAUGGAGUAGUUCACUCAUAUUCUGUCACGCCCUGCACAUUCGCUCUAACAAAUCGAAAGUCCGUUGUUCUCGGCACCCAACAAGCCAACCUGCGUGUCCUUCCCCGUGCGGGCGGCCUUAUGAACGUAUUUGCGACCUGUGAGCAUUCUAGUUUGAUCUACAGCUCAGAAGGACGCAUCAUCUACUCCGCUGUCACGGCUGAAGAUGCAACAUUCAUCUGCCCAUUCAACGCUGCCGCCUACCCAGACGCAAUAGUAGUUGCAACGGCUUCAGAGAUCAAGAUCAGCCAAAUCGACACCGAGCGCCGCACUCACGUAAGAACCCUUCCCAUGGGCGAGACAGUCCGCCGCGUGACCUAUUCUCCCUCCGAAAAGGUCUUCGGCCUCGGCGCCAUCAAGCGCGAGCUCAUCGACGGCGAAGAAGUCAUAGAAAGCUCCUUCCGCCUCGUCGAUGAAAUCGUCUUCUCCGAGCUGGGCAAGCCCUUCCAACUCGGCACCUCCCAAGGUGAGGAACUAGUAGAGGCAGUCAUCCGCGCCCCCCUCCCAAAUACCUACGGCACGCCCCAAGAGCGCUUCAUCGUCGGCACUUCCUUCCUCGACGACAACCCCGGCCUCUCCUACCGCGGCCGCAUCCUCGUUUUCGGCGUCGACUCCUCCCGCAACCCGUACAAGAUUGCUGAGUACAAAGUCAAAGGCGCAUGUCGCUGCCUCGGGGUUAUCGACGGCAAGAUCGUCGCCGCGCUCGUCAAGACCAUCGUCGUCUUCGAGUACACGGAGCUCAGCGGCACCAGCGCACGCAUCGAGAAGGUCGCCAGCUAUCGCACUAGCACGUGCCCGGUCGAUCUUGCUAUUGAGGGGAACACCAUCGCCGUCGCGGACCUGAUGAAGUCCGUCUCGCUCGUUGAAUAUCGCGCCGGUACUAGCGGCGAGGCACCCACCCUCGUCGAGGUCGCGAGGCACUUCCAGAGCGUGUGGGCGACGGCUGUGGCGCAUGUUGAUGAGGGAUGGCUGGAGGCGGACGCAGAUGGGAAUCUGAUUGUGUUGAGGCGCAAUGAGGCGGCGGUUACGUUUGAGGACCGCAAGAAGAUGGAGGUUACUGGCGAGUUUCACCUUGGAGAACAGGUGAAUCGCAUACGCAAGAUCCGAGUAGAUGCGAGUGAGGGUGCUACGGUGGUGCCGAGGGCGUUUUUAGCUACUACUGAGGGCUCCCUCUUCCUCUAUGGCAGCGUCGCCCCAGCCUCGCAGGAUCUACUCCUUCGCCUCCAACAGCGCUUGGCCGAGAAUGUCGAGACGCCCGGCAACAUUCCCUUUACCACUUACCGGUCCUUCCGUAAUGCAGAGCGUGAGACGGAGGAGCCUUACCGGUUCAUUGACGGAGAACUGAUUGAGCGGUUCCUGGACUUGGAUGAGGAGAGGCAGGAAGUGGUGUGUAAGGGAUUGGCUAAGGUGGAGGAAGUGAGGGAUUUGGUGGAAGAACUGAGGAGGAUGCAUUAAGAUGUCUACUAUUGGCGUUUGGUAGGGAUAUUAUACGAUUGAAUGAGUUAUUGGAGGACAGUCGAAGGAAGGUGUGGAUAUAAAAACCAGGGUUCGAGAUAAUGUAGACUCCACCUAUAAAUCACACAUAGAAAGAUCAUAAAAAUCAUCGGAGG